Orussus abietinus is the source of this 1122-nucleotide messenger RNA. RefSeq lists its product as uncharacterized. Gene Ontology annotation, cellular component: extracellular region; cell surface. NCBI's taxonomy places the organism in Eukaryota, Metazoa, Arthropoda, Insecta, Hymenoptera, Orussidae. The record is from RefSeq and is a predicted model, not a curated record. Gene Ontology annotation, biological process: anatomical structure development. Bases 1 to 1074 code for a protein of 357 amino acids. Gene Ontology annotation, molecular function: signaling receptor binding; calcium ion binding. The transcript has 9 exons.
AUGGCCAGUCGGAAGCUGUUGGUCGCCCUGCUCCUGGGAGCGGUGGUCUCGCUGGAGGCUGAUUCCAGGACCCCAUCCCACGGGAACUCCUGGUUCCUGACUCCUGGAUGGCACCAGAGGGAGGAGAUCCGCCCAGGAAACGUGCACCACCUGUAUCCCCAGGAUCCAGGGUUCGGCAAUGUCCAGGAUCACCUUCCUAGGAGGGGAGAUCUGGAGCCGACAACCACGACGAGCAACCCUGCCUUCUCGAGGCACCAUCGUCCAGGGAGAAGAGUCUGCUCCGGCCAAGCUCCGUCCCCCGUCGCCCACCAUCGGUCAGGCCAGAUCAGAUUCAUCUACACGGAGGUGUCGACGAGCUUCACGUGCUGCCCGGGCUGGUCGCGCAUCAGCCGGUUCAGCUACGGAUGCAACAAACCGACCUGCGCUAUACCGUGUCGAAACGGUGGGGUGUGCAGCUCGCCCGGGAAAUGCACCUGUCCCAGAGGCUUCGUCGGGAACCAGUGCCAGAUUGAUGUAGACGAGUGCGCGACGGAGAAGCCUUGCGCUCACAUCUGCAGGAACGUCUUCGGGGCUUACGAGUGCCACUGCCGAACCGGCUACCAGCUGCAACCGGAUCGGCAUUCUUGCCGAAGAAAUGAUAGCGACGGAUCCGCUUUCGAGGCUCGGGACUUGGAGAGGGACGACGGCGAAACUCCCACUAGAAGCGGCUCCACUCCUGAAGAUGUUGAAAAUGAAGUCAAUGAUGGGAACCUUGAUCAGGAUUAUGAGAUCAUCGUGAAGAGGCUGACUAAACUUGAGAAGCAACUCGCCAAAGGUAGGAAGCGAGAAGUAGAGGCGACGGAAAUGAGUGCAAAACUUGCAGUGGCUGUUGAAAGCAUCGGGGAAAUGAGGAGGGCUAUGGAGAAUGUGCAACUCAUGCAACGUGAGAUAUACGACAUGAGAAGCAAGGUCAAGCUACUCGAGUUGGAGUCCAGAAGAAUGCAGCAGGUGGCCAACCGAGUGGCGAAUAUUGAGACCAGGUCCAGACUCCGGUGCAGGUCUCUGCCGAUUAGUAGUAGACCGACAAAUUUCUAGCAGUGAUCAUUGUGAGCAUCGAACAUCCGGUCUGCCUUGGUAUUUGAG